AUGGCAAAAGCCUUAAGCUUUAAGGCGGUGCGGGUGAUAAAUAUAUAUUGGCAAGUAGAAGACUCUGGAAUAGAUUGUGGAAUCUACCUAAUGAGGCAUAUGGAAAGUUACAAGGGGGAAAAUGAAGGGAGUUGGGAAUGUGGGCUUACAGGUAAAAUGACGGGUGAUGUGACUGCUAUACUUAUGUUAAGAACGAAAUACAUGGCAAGAUUGUUGAUAGCUGAUUUCAACAAGUAUAAGAGUAUGAUAGUUACAGAUUAUGAAGCGUUUCGUAAGCUGGAUAUUUUGCAACAAAAUAUGCUUCUUCAAGAGUCAGCUAAAAAUAGGAAGAAAAAGAGAAAAGCAAGGGGCCAUCAGUAA
Messenger RNA from Lactuca saligna, 360 nucleotides. The record is from the annotation of a GenBank genome assembly. NCBI's taxonomy places the organism in Eukaryota, Viridiplantae, Streptophyta, Magnoliopsida, Asterales, Asteraceae.